Topomyia yanbarensis is the source of this 825-nucleotide messenger RNA. Its product is annotated as peritrophin-48-like. The record is from RefSeq and is a predicted model, not a curated record. Bases 21 to 743 code for a protein of 240 amino acids. Gene Ontology annotation, molecular function: chitin binding. NCBI's taxonomy places the organism in Eukaryota, Metazoa, Arthropoda, Insecta, Diptera, Culicidae. The transcript has 2 exons. Gene Ontology annotation, cellular component: extracellular region.
UUGAAAGCAUCCGCCUCAUAAUGAAAUCACUCAUCUUACUAGUAGCAGUGCUUGCCGUGGUUCACGGUAACUCAUUGAUAUGUCGCAACUAUCGGGCAGGUGCACUGCUCCCCAAUCCCGAAAACUGUGCCGAAUUUUUCAUGUGUCGUCCAGGACGAGCAGUACGAUUCACCUGCCCGGACAACACCAAAUACAACGCAGCCAUUCAGGCAUGUGACCCGACAAUGGCAGUGCGCUGCAAACCCGGCAAGCUUCCGGUGGACAUCGAAUACACUCCGAUCACCGCUCAACCGUCGGUCAUCGAGCACACCAACACGGCCUGCAUCAACAAACCGGUGGCCACGUUGCUGUCGAAUCCCCGCGAAUGCAACAGCUUCUACCAAUGUUCGCCGACCGGUGUGAUCGUCUUCGAGUGCCCAGCCGGAACACUGUUCGAUUCUAAUCGUCGCUACUGUGAACGCAGCGAUGUGGCUUCUUGUCAAUUCUUGCCUCAGUUGCCAAUGCCUAUUUUGCCGGAGUAUCCCGGCAUUAUCAUUCCGGAGAAUGAGGAUCAAGUGCUGAUGCGUUGCCGUGGUCAACGCGAGGGUGCCAAGAUUCGGCAUCCGACAAAUUGUCGUCAGUAUAUUCACUGUAGCUCACUAAAUCGAUCCCAAGUUUUUACCUGCCCGGCCGGAACGGCUUUCGAUGAACUGCGUAUGACGUGCGACUGGGAACGUAAUGUUAAGUGUAACAGAAGUGAGUGAUUAAAAUAAUUAUUUUUGGAACAAUCAGUGGCAAUAAAAAGUAUUAGGCUCAUUGAAAGCUAAGGUGGUGGGCAACGGGAAA